AUGGCCAAGCGUAGUCUCCUCCCUUCAACUAUCGAAGACAAAGCAAGCCUCGAUUCCGAAAUGAAGCGUGGAGCUUACCUCGUCGAGCUUGCCUCUCUCCAGGUCAACAACCGCGAGAAUCAGCCCAAGCGCCAGGACAACACCAGUCGUGUGGAAGACAGCUUGUACCUGGCCGGCUACCGCUCUGAGAAAGCUUCGGCGCUUGAUAUGCCUUUUGUCGGUGCCAGUGAACCAAGAAUGUCACUCCCCUUUUCCUCCGUUAUGGACCAGAUCAUUGCUACCCAGGAGCCUCGCUAUGAAGGCAGCGUCCGGGGCCCAGCUCUCAGCAGAGACGCCAUCGCCAACCUCCUUCGUCAGGCUAACCCGAACUGCCCCAGGGCUCACGGCUGGCUCAAAGCUCAUGAGUGGAGCAAGGCCGAGCAGGAGAAAAUCAAAAAGAGGGUGGAGGACAGAAACGCCCUGAGGAAGAAGAUCAACCAGAACCUGCGGGCCAAGGCUCGCGAGGCCCUGGGUGAUCUGGACAUCCCGUCCGAUCACCUGGGGCCCGAGGUGGGCGAGGACGAAGAGGAGAGCAAGGAGACGCCGGAGGAGAGGGUCAAGAAGGCCCAUGACCGACUCCAGGAGGCGUUGUUUGGCUAA
Molecule: messenger RNA, 639 nt
Organism: Aspergillus wentii DTO 134E9
Lineage: Eukaryota; Fungi; Ascomycota; Eurotiomycetes; Eurotiales; Aspergillaceae
Exons: 3
Coding region: 1-639 (212 amino acids)
Source: RefSeq, a predicted model, not a curated record